Molecule: messenger RNA, 6102 nt
Organism: Aquila chrysaetos chrysaetos
Lineage: Eukaryota; Metazoa; Chordata; Aves; Accipitriformes; Accipitridae
Gene: LMLN
Product: leishmanolysin like peptidase
Exons: 17
Coding region: 24-2039 (671 amino acids)
Biological process (GO): cell adhesion; proteolysis
Cellular component (GO): cytoplasm; membrane
Molecular function (GO): metalloendopeptidase activity
Source: RefSeq, a predicted model, not a curated record
ACGCGGCGGAAGGGAAGUGGAAGAUGGCCGCCGAGCCGGGCGGCGGGCGCCUCUGGCCUUACCGGCGUUACCGGCCGCUGCUCGCCGCUUUUACCGCCGCGCUGCUGCUGGGCUGCGGCCGCACCGCCGGCCUUUCUCCCGCCUCUUCCUCGUCCUGUCAGCACCGCGUGCCCGGCAGCGAGGAGGUUGUCUAUCAAGUUCCUCUGAAGGAAAAUCACGUCUUGAAGAGAAAUGUGGAUCAACAGCUAAGAAUUAAGAUUAUAUACGACAGAAGCGUUGAGGAUUUGCUACCUGAGAAAAGACACCUUAUAAAGAACAAACUUUUUCCACAAGCUAUAUCUUAUUUGGAGAAGACGUUUCAAGUGCGCAAAUCCAUGGGUACUAUAUUACUAAGCAGGCAGUGUGCAACAAACCAAUACUUAAGGAGGAAAGCUGACCCUUACAGAUACUGCCGAGCAGCCUGCGCAGGCCAUACAAGAUGUGGGCCGGUUAUAGUUCCUGAGAAACACCUCCAGCAAUGCAGGGUGUGCAAUGGCAGUGAAUGGCUCUGUGGACCCACUGGCUUACCUGACCAAGAAGGGGUUCGAGAUGCUGACUUUGUACUUUACGUUAGUGCUCUCACUACUGAAAGGUGUGGCCAUGAAAAUAUCAUUGCAUAUGCAGCCUACUGCCAACUGGAAGCUGAAAUGGACAGGCCAAUAGCAGGGUAUGCUAACUUGUGUCCAAAUAUGAUUUCAACGCAAGCUCAGGAAUUCAUUGGCAUGUUGUCUACAGUGAAACAUGAGAUCAUCCAUGCACUGGGUUUCUCUGCUGGACUGUUUGCGUUUUAUCGUGACGAUGAUGGAAAACCUUUGACAACAAGAUAUGCAGAUGGACUCCCUCCUUUUAAUGAAAGUCUAGGUUUGUAUCAGUGGAGCAAUAAAGUCGUUCAUAAAGCAGUGAGGUUAUGGGACGUACGUGGUGGCAAAAUGCUGCGCCAUGCUGUUCAUCUUCUGAUAACACCUCGUGUAGUUGAAGAAGCUCGAAAACAUUUUAAUUGUCCAAUUCUAGAGGGAAUGGAGCUUGAAAAUCAAGGUGGCAUGGGUACUGAGCUCAAUCACUGGGAGAAGAGAUUGUUGGAGAAUGAAGCAAUGACUGGAUCCCAUACACAGAAUCGAGUCUUUUCCAGGAUCACUUUAGCAUUGAUGGAAGACACAGGCUGGUAUAAAGCAAAUUACAGCAUGGCAGAGAAAUUAGAUUGGGGACGCAAUAAAGGCUGUGACUUUGUAAUGAAGAGCUGUAAAUUCUGGAUCGACCAAAAGAGACAAAAGAGGCAAUUAAUCAGUCCAUACUGCGACACUUUGAGGAGUAAUCCUUUGCAGUUAACCUGCAGACAGGACCAAAGAGCAGUAGCAGUGUGCAACUUGCAGAAGUUUCCAAAGCAGUUACCUCAGGAAUAUCAGUAUUUUGACAAUCUUAAUGGAGUACCAGCAGAAGAAUUGCCUUAUUACGGUGGCUCAGUAGAAAUUGCUGACUAUUGUCCCUUUAGUCAAGAAUUCAGUUGGCAUUUAAGUGGUGAAUUUCAACGCAGCUCGGACUGUAGAAUAAUUGAAAACCAACCAGAUCCUACCAAAAACUAUGGUGCAGAGAAAUAUGGACCAAACUCUGUAUGUCUUAUUCAGAAAUCUGCUUUUGUCAUGGAACAGUGCAGGAGGAAACUCAGUUACCCUGACUGGGGUAGUGGAUGUUAUCAAGUUUCUUGUUCUCCACAAGGGCUGCAUGUUUGGGUCAAGGACACUGCAUACUUGUGCAGCCGCUCAGGUCAGGUAUUAACUGUGAGCAUUCAGAUGAAUGGUUGGAUGCAUGUUGGGAAUCUGAUUUGCCCAGCCUGUUUGGACUUCUGUGACUCCUGUCCCCCGGAGCGGGAUCCUCCAGCUUCUAACUUAACAAGAGCUGCACCAAUUGACUUAUGCUCCUGCUCAUCUAGCCUGGUUGUAACCCUUUGGCUAUUGAUGGCUAACUUAAUUCCCCUGCUAACAGGAUUAUUUCUCUGCGCAUAGAGUUAAGCACGGGGCAAGAAGAUGUUCCAGAAUGAUGUACCAUCAUGUUGCACUCCUUAUUGUGGAGCGUUGAGUUUUUUGUCUCUGCAGGCAGCUGUCUUCUGCUGAACCUCAUCUCUCCUGGCAAGUAUCGGUGCAGACAGUAGUCGGGGAGGUACUGACAAAAGCAGUUUGAGAGGAGGAAUAUUUACCUUGUCAUCUCAAUAAGUGCCAGUAUUUUCCUGAAUUGCAACCUUUGAUUUUUCUGACGCAGUAACAAGAUCCACUAUGGCAACUGUGUUAGACUACCUGGCAACUUGGUCAAGAUUUGAAAUGAGAACUCUUCUGUAAUAGAACUGAAGGUUGUGUUUUAUGUUAUGUCUUCUGCGUGACUGGUAGCAAAGCAUCCUCAAACUGGAAAUAUACCUCAGUGGUUUAGUCAAAAGCCAUGUAAAAAUCAGUUGUCAUUACUGCUCAUAACGCAGGCCUAAACAGGUGUGGGAAUUUUUUUGUUUGUUUUGUCAAUUCUUACAAUUUAUGGGGGGAAGAAAUAAUUGAAUGGGAUAGACCAGUGGUUGGCAGUUGUCUCCACAACUGGAUUCUGCAGCUUGGAGGCUUCUCAGAAGUCAUACUAGUUUGUGGUAAAGGGGCUAAUUCUUGGGGUUUGCUUAAACCUUCCUAUGUGCACAAAGUGGAAUUUCACACUGGUGACCAAAACAACUGUCUAGAAAUCCCAUUCUCAUUUAGCAUGUGCCAGUUCUACUGUGAAAAUUAAUACAUCAAAUGUUUGAAUAUUCUCAGAGCAAUUUGCUAGGCAAAUGCAUUUCAGUACUGAUACCCAGUCUGUAAAAUUGCGAUAGGUUUUCUGAUUAUUUUUAAUUUUGUUGGUUUGUUUCUUAAAUAAUGGCAUUAUUUUUUUUUAAAUAGUAUGAACCUAAAUGCAGCUGUUCUUACUUUUUGUUGAAGGGCAAACCAGUAGCGAUGACAGCUUGCAGGACCAUAUUGACUUCUCUAGACCAAAAACUAUAUUGAAUGUGUAAAGAAAAGUCUAAUCUUAGUCCAAAUACUAUGGAUUAUUUGAGUAUUUGUAAUAAGUUAGAGAAUCAGACAUUUUGAACCACAUGAGGGCACACCUUGGUACAAAAUUAAUCACUUGAUGGACAAGACAUGAGGAAGAAAAUGAGCAAAAUUUGUCUUGCUAAGGACAGCUGCUCUAUAGGACACUUGUAAGGAUGUUUUUAUUUGUUUCUGACUAUAUAAUGUGUUACAAAUAAUCCUUUUUGGAGUAAAAGAAACUUUUAUGUGGUCCAUUCCAUUGUCUGUCUGGUUAGGAUAGUUUUCAUUCCUGGAAAAGUAUUAAACUUGAGGGAGCAGGUGUGCCCAGUGCACUAAAAAAAUACAAAUAUAGGGAGAAAGAUGAUGUUACUCUGCUUCUUAAGUGUGCUGUGAUGUUAGAAUUGUCAGUGACUAGAUCCCUUGCUAAAAUGAAAGGUAGGAGGAUGGAAGGGGUAUGGAGUAAAAUUUAUUUAGCUACAAUUAAACUUGUUUAAUAAUAGGACUUCUAUUGUAAUUGUAAGAAAAUCUUUGUGCCUACUGGACUUGUUUUAUUUUAAUUUAAAGAAACUCUUAUGACACUGCUGAGGUAAAUGAGCUGCAACCUAAAACCGUCUGAAGGCAUCACAGUUGAGAGAAUACCUUGCACUGGGCUAGUUCCCCUUCUUAACUGCAGGUUAAGUUUGCUUUGAAUUAUACAAGGCCUAGGCUAGCCUUAAACAGGUGUUUCUGAGAAGCAAUACAAAUUAGGAAUCAAAUGCUUGAAAUGUGUACAAGUUUGAAUUAAGAAACACUCAGAUUAGUAAGUGAACGCUGAUUAUUUUAAUAUAUGCACAGUCAACAGUAGGUGUAAAUUUAUUCCUGAAAACAUAAAGGUUUGAGAAUACAUCUUGGGUCCCAGAGGUUGAUAUUGUAUUUUGUCUGUUGUGCAAUAAUACAGUUUAAAUGGUAUCACUCAACAACAAUGCUUUUGAUACUUGAAAAGAAAUCUUUCUUACUGUGAGAUAUUUGCACUGUCUGAACUUUCUGGUUAACUUUAUAACUGUCAAACUUUUUUACUGGUGUUAAUUUAUUGUGCUUGGUAUUUGAUAUGCUAGUCUCCUGUCUGUGUAAGUGUGAAAUUUGUCAUAUUUAAGUGAAUAUUUUUAUCUUCUACACAGUUGUUUAUCUUGAGGGCUUUUCUUCUUUUAUUCUCUCUUCCUGAGAAUUAACUGAAAGAUGGCUUAAAAAGUCAAUGCUUACCUACUUUUGAAUUGUAUGCAUUAAUUAAAGAAAGAGGCUGUAUUGCAUUGUACCUACAGGGAAAAAUCUGUCUGCCUGUCAGAGCUCUUGUGGUCAGAUUCACGGGUACCUGCUGAGUAGCUGCAUCAGUGAAUCCAGUGAAGUAAAACUAUUACUGCCUUAAUAAUCUGAGAUUUCAGUCGUAAUUUCUUUGAUGUGCAGCCCUUCAACUGGCUGUGAACUGCAGAACUGGACGUGACUUUGGGGAGUUGCGGGGGGGAAGGUACUUUAGUAGGCAAAAUCCAACAUGUUGUAUCCUGUCAGUGCGUUAGCAGCUGUAGCUGUAUUGGAAUGGCCAAGAAAUGUGUCAAGUUCAAUUUAAAGUGAGAAUGAAUUGGUGACUGUCAAAAAGAAUAUUUGAGUAAAACUGACUACCUCAGUUCUGUUUGUCUUUGACUUUAGCUUCUAGCCUGCUGUGAACUUCCAAAUCUUAAGAUGAAUUAAGUAAAAACAUGUCUCAGGUUUUUAAGAGCAAAAUAAAUACAGUAGGAAGCAUAAGCCAUUUCUGAGUGUACAAUACAGCUAAAAUUGUAGCUUAAACCAAUCAGUUACGUAGCCUUAAGUGUAGUUUCCUGCGUAAAAGUUGGUAUUGGUUUUAAACAAGUACAAAGUUUGCAGGCAGCUACUUUAGGUGUCCUGACCAUAUUGUGGCAAGUCCAUCCUAUUGCAUCUUUUACAUGUGAAAAUUUUGAAGUAUAGCCCAAAUAAGCCUUUGUUUUCACCAGAGUAGACCAGCAGGAGCCCUGGAAAUAGUGCAAAGAGAUAAAUGAGUUAGCUUGUCUGUAGCAGAAACAUUUUCAGUAUAUCAUGUCCGCAUGAUAUACUUAAUUUUUUAAAUUAAGCAUGUUUGCUUAUGGAAGUAAGUUAGUCUUGUGGUCUUUUUUUUACCCCGGUAGUUCAAAUCUAUAGCAUUUCAAUUAGCAGUUGAGGCAAGUCAUACUUCAGGAAUACAUUUUUCUAGUGUUUCAAAUAAUUAUAAGGAGGAAGGAUAGCUUUUGGCUGGAGUAUGCAGCAAGUAGAAUUACCCUGAAAAGUAGGAAAUUCAUUCCUCUUGAAAUGAGUUGAGGUCUUGGGAGACUGUCAUGGCCUUGGAUGUAGGUUAAUUACCAAAAGAGAAUUUUGACCCCCAUUAAUUGACUGUCAGUCCAAUGCAACUCAUUCUUUCUGCUGAGCACUAGUAAAUUAGGAAGACUGAUGUCAUUUAAGAGCUGACAUAUCCACAAUCCCUUACAAGGGAAAUUUGUUUUUAAAUCUUCCUGUCCUGCAAAUCUUUCUGCUUGAAUAUAUUUCAGUAGAGAGGGAGGCAUAUGUCCUUUCUUUCCCACAUUUCCUCGGAGUGACUUUCAGCCAGCUGAGCAGGUCAAGUCUUUCCCCUGCAAGAUUUAACAACCAGCUUUUGCUUGGCCGAAUGUGUCGCUCUUCAGGAUUUGGGUCUAUUUGUACAUUAAAUAAUGUGAACUUACACUACCAGACUUCCAAAGUGUGAAUGUUGCCUUUUUAAUGUGAACCUUACCUUGGAGAUAAAACAACUGUUUUGAGAGAACUGGCCGACCUUGAACAUGUGUUUCCUAUUUUGGUACGGAAUGUAAAUAUAGAACAAACUAUUUUACAUAGAGUUCAACUGGAUUGAGAUAUAAGGGCUAAUUUUUGUUAUUUAUGGAGUAAAAAUUUCCUUAUUUUACUGUGUAAAAAGUAUGUUAUACAAAAGAAGAAAAAAUUGUUCAUCAAUAAAAUGUCUAUAGAAAAUUGA